AUGUACCCUGCUGUUUCUUUAUCUGCCUCCUAUCUACCCAUCCGCAAAUUUCAAGACCUUCCGAAAGAUGAUCACCAUACGAAAUCAAACCCAUACCUCUGUAGAGAAACUAAUCCGUUACAAAAAACGCCGCCAGAUGCCAAAUUUAGCAGAAGAAAACUGUUAAACAUUACUGGAGUGGAAGUUUUCGGAGGGGCUCUAGUUCAGCCUGCAAGUGCAAGAGCAUCUGAACCGGAGAGCCCGGCCGAAGCCACAUCAAGUAGAAUGUCAUAUUCAAGAUUUUUGGAAUACUUGGAUCAAGGUGCUGUCAACAAAGUAGAUUUGUUUGAGAACGGGACUGUGGCAAUCGCUGAGAUAUACAAUCCUGCACUGAACAAAAUCCAGAGGGUCAAGAUUCAGUUACCUGGAUUGCCGCAAGAACUCUUGAGGAAAUUCAAAGAAAAGGAUGUGGAUUUUGCUGCGCAUCCAAUGGAAAUUAAUAUGACAGCUUCCCUUCUUGAUUUGCUUGGAAACUUGGCUUUUCCAUUGAUACUUUUAGGCUAUGUACUUCUGCGAAGUUCGUCUCCUAAUACUCCUGGAGGCCCUAAUUUACCUUUUGGAUUAGGAAGGAGCAAAGCUAAAUUUCAGAUGGAACCCAACACCGGAGUAACAUUUGAUGAUGUAGCUGGAAUUGAUGAAGCGAAGCAAGAUUUUCAGGAAAUUGUUGAGUUCUUGAAGACCCCGGAAAAGUUUGCUGCAGUAGGGGCAAGAAUUCCAAAAGGAGUGCUUUUAGUUGGACCACCGGGAACUGGGAAGACGUUGCUGGCUAAAGCGAUAGCUGGAGAAGCAGGGGUCCCUUUCUUUUCUCUGUCAGGGUCUGAGUUUAUUGAAAUGUUUGUCGGGGUGGGAGCAUCUAGAGUAAGGGACUUGUUUAACAAGGCGAAGACAAAUUCCCCUUGCCUGGUGUUUAUCGACGAGAUAGAUGCUGUUGGAAGGCAGAGAGGAACUGGCAUUGGUGGAGGAAAUGAUGAAAGGGAACAAACACUUAAUCAAUUGCUGACAGAAAUGGAUGGUUUUACCGAAAACACUGGAGUGAUUGUCAUUGCUGCUACUAACAGACCAGAAAUUCUUGACGCUGCACUGCUUAGACCAGGAAGGUUUGACAGACAGGUUACAGUAGGAUUACCAGAUGUUAAAGGGAGGGACGAAAUACUAAGGGUUCAUAGUAAAACCAAGAAACUAGACAAGGAUGUUGAUCUUACUGUUAUUGCCAUGCGAACUCCCGGAUUUAGUGGUGCAGAUUUAGCAAACCUUAUGAAUGAGGCUGCAAUUCUAGCUGGUCGAAGAGGCAAACCUAAAAUUACGUUGCAAGAAAUAGAUGAUUCAAUCGACCGGAUUGUAGCAGGAAUGGAAGGAACCAAGAUGACAGAGGGAAAGAACAAGAUCUUAGUUGCUUAUCACGAAAUUGGACAUGCAGUUUGUGCGAGUUUGACCCCGGGGCACUAUCCAGUACAAAAAGUUACAUUGAUCCCUCGAGGACAAGCUCGAGGUCUAACAUGGUUCAUAUCUGGUGAAGAUCUGACAUUGAUCUCCAAGAAACAAUUGUUUGCAAGAAUCGUGGGAGGCCUGGGAGGCAGGGCAACCGAGGAAGUAAUAUUUGGUGAUGCAGAAAUCACAACUGGUGCAGCAGGAGACUUGCAACAAAUAACUCAAAUAGCUAGACAGAUGGUAAUUACAUAUGGAAUGUCUGAGAUUGGCCCAUGGGCAUUGAUUGAUCAAGGCGUGCAGAGUAGUGACGUGGUAUUACGAAUGUUAGCUAGAAAUCAAAUGUCGGAGAAACUUGCUGAAGACAUUGAUAAAUCAGUGAGACUUAUUAUAGAAAACGCAUAUGAAAUUGCGAAAAAGCUCAUAAGGAACAACAGAGAGGCAAUUGAUAAAUUAGUGGAGGUGCUGCUGGAGAGGGAAACACUUUCGGGAGAGGAGUUCAGGUCUAUCCUCUCUGAGUUUACUGAUAUUCCUUCAGAGAAUGUGAACAAGAGGCCUAUUAGAGAGUUGAUUGAGGCAUAA
Molecule: messenger RNA, 2046 nt
Organism: Fraxinus pennsylvanica
Lineage: Eukaryota; Viridiplantae; Streptophyta; Magnoliopsida; Lamiales; Oleaceae
Source: the annotation of a GenBank genome assembly